This is a messenger RNA of Hirsutella rhossiliensis, 615 nucleotides long. RefSeq names its product WD domain, g-beta repeat domain-containing protein. Gene Ontology annotation, cellular component: catalytic step 2 spliceosome; Prp19 complex; precatalytic spliceosome. The transcript has 6 exons. The record is from RefSeq and is a predicted model, not a curated record. Gene Ontology annotation, biological process: mRNA splicing, via spliceosome. NCBI's taxonomy places the organism in Eukaryota, Fungi, Ascomycota, Sordariomycetes, Hypocreales, Ophiocordycipitaceae. The coding region runs from base 1 to 615 and encodes 204 amino acids. Gene Ontology annotation, molecular function: protein binding.
AUGCACGGGUCAUCCCGAACAAGGCCCGGCAAGGUCGUCGACGAGGCCAAACCAGGCGUCAAGGCCACCAGGCGGCAAGACGCGCUCGAGCUUCUGGCCUCGGCUGCUGGCUCCUCGGCGGAGAGGGCGGCGGCCGGAGAGUGGCGUGACAUGAGCCUGGACAAGAUGGUCAAGUGCUGGGACCUCGAGACCAACAAAGUCAUCCGCCACUACCACGGCCACCUGAGCGGCGUCUACACCCUCUCCCUCCACCCUACUCUCGACGUUCUCGUCACCGGCGGCCGAGACGGCGUUGCCAGGGUCUGGGACAUGCGGACGAGGAGCAACAUCCACGUCCUGUCCGGCCACACCCAGACCGUCGCCGACGUCAAGUGUCAAGAGGCAGAUCCGCAGGUCAUCACCGGCCCCUCGACUCCACCGUUGUGCUACCUUGCCGCGGGCAAGGCAAUGUGGCACAACGCGAUCAUCAACACGAGGGGCGUCACCAAAAACACCUUCUUCUUCUCGGGAGGUGACAACGGAUCGAUGAUGACAUCAGACUCGACCUUUGACCGCUCAGGACCGUCUUAUCUGCGGCGAGGCCGACAAGACCAUCAAGAUAUGGAAGCAGGAUGA